AUGGGACAGCUCUUAUCACACCCCAUAGAGGAUAAGACCAUCGACUACCACACCCGUCAGACAUUGGCCUACUGUGUGGGCACCAUGCAGGGGUACCGUAUGUCCAUGGAAGACGCCCACGACGUCAAGGUCAACGAGGACGAGAGCUUGGCGGUGUUCGGGGUGUUUGACGGCCACGGGGGCAAGCAAUGCUCCGAGUACCUCAGCGAACACUUGCCGAGAGCCAUCUUCCGCACCCUUAACAACUGGCACAAGGCACUGGUGGGAAUCCCGGGAGCAAAGCCUAUCGAGCUCAGCCAGUACAUGACAAGCAUCAAGAACGCGUUCUUCCACAUCGACCACGAGUUGUCGUCCAUGCCCCACCUCCUCAAUUGUGGGUCCACCGGAAUCGUCACCACAAUCAUUAGAGACAGAUACAUCAUCGUAGCCAACACAGGAGACUCGCGAUGCAUCCUUUCGGUCGACGGGGUGCCCAAGACGCUCUCGUUCGACCACAAGCCCAUCCUCAUGAACGAGCGCAUCAGGGUAGAAAACAGUAACGGUUACGUGUUGAACAACAGAAUCAACGAAAUCCUAGCAUUGUCGCGGGCAUUUGGCGACUUCACCUUCAAAGCCCCCUACAUCGACAACACCAAGAACAAGUACAUCUUGCAGAACCGCAAGUACUUCAAGCAUGACUUGGUCCAUCUUCCUCCGGAGCUUUUCCAGGUCACGGUGGAGCCUGAGAUCCUCGUUUACGAUUUGCAUCAGACAACCCCCGAGUUUAUCGUGGUGGCGUGUGAUGGGAUCUGGGACUGCUACAAGAACACGAAGAUCGUUCAGAUCAUCAGAGACAAGUUGGCAUUGGGGUGGAAGCUAAACAAGAUCGUGGAGUUCAUAUUGCAGGAUUGUCUCAUGAUGGCCAACAACUAUACUGGCAUUGGCUUCGACAAUAUGACCUUGAUCAUCAUUGCCGUGCAUUCUAACAGUAAUAUCGACGAAUGGUAUGAACACAUGAAAGCCAAGGUGUUGCGAGAAAAGAACCUUCUUUAG
Suhomyces tanzawaensis NRRL Y-17324 is the source of this 1032-nucleotide messenger RNA. It is a transcript of the gene PTC4, whose product is annotated as type 2C protein phosphatase. Gene Ontology annotation, biological process: protein dephosphorylation. The record is from RefSeq and is a predicted model, not a curated record. The coding region runs from base 1 to 1032 and encodes 343 amino acids. NCBI's taxonomy places the organism in Eukaryota, Fungi, Ascomycota, Pichiomycetes, Serinales, Debaryomycetaceae. Gene Ontology annotation, molecular function: cation binding; protein serine/threonine phosphatase activity. The transcript has a single exon.